Dunckerocampus dactyliophorus (ringed pipefish) is the source of this 1667-nucleotide messenger RNA. Its product is annotated as eukaryotic initiation factor 4A-I-like. Gene Ontology annotation, cellular component: cytoplasmic stress granule. Gene Ontology annotation, molecular function: RNA helicase activity; ATP binding; translation initiation factor activity. The transcript has 11 exons. Gene Ontology annotation, biological process: cytoplasmic translational initiation. Bases 101 to 1315 code for a protein of 404 amino acids. NCBI's taxonomy places the organism in Eukaryota, Metazoa, Chordata, Actinopteri, Syngnathiformes, Syngnathidae. The record is from RefSeq and is a predicted model, not a curated record.
UCACUUCAUGGAGCCGCAUCUAAAAGCCGUUUCGUUCGCAACAGACACGUCACUACGACGUAUAUAAGAAAAUUCCGCCAUACUUUCUUUCUUUGUAAUAAUGUCGGCUGAGAACGAUAAUAGAGACAAUGGCCCAGAGGGCAUGGAGCCAGAUGGUAUCAUUGAGAGCAACUGGCAUGAGAUUGUGGAGAGCUUUGACGAGAUGAUCCUGCGCGAGGAACUGCUUCGGGGAAUUUACGCCUACGGUUUCGAGAAGCCUUCUGCCAUCCAGCAGAGAGCUAUUCUACCUUGUAUCAAGGGUUAUGAUGUGAUUGCUCAGGCCCAGUCUGGAACUGGAAAGACUGCCACCUUUGCCAUUUCCAUCCUCCAGCAGAUCGACGUUUCCCUGAAAGGCACCCAGGCUCUGGUCUUGGCCCCCACCAGGGAGCUAGCUCAACAGAUCCAAAAAGUGGUGUUGGCUCUGGGGGACUACAUGGGUGCCAGCUGCUACGCCUGCAUCGGAGGGACCAGCAUUCGCAAUGAAGUCCAGAAGUUGCAGGCAGAGGCCCCCCACAUCGUGGUGGGUACCCCGGGCAGAGUCUUUGACAUGUUGUCCCGCAAAAACCUCUCUUCUAAACACAUAAAAAUGUUCGUGCUGGACGAGGCCGACGAGAUGCUCAGUCGAGGCUUCAAGGACCAGAUCUACGAGAUCUUCCAGAAACUGCCAUGCAGCACACAGGUUGUCCUACUGUCUGCCACUAUGCCAGCCGACGUCUUGGAGGUCACCAAGAAGUUCAUGCGCGAGCCCAUCCGCAUCUUGGUCAAGAAGGAGGAACUGACCCUGGAGGGUAUCCGCCAGUUCUACGUCAACGUCGAGAAAGAGGAGUGGAAGCUGGAGACGCUGUGCGAUCUGUAUGAAACGCUCACCAUCACGCAAGCUGUCAUCUUUAUCAACACCAGGAGGAAAGUGGACUGGCUCACUGAGAAGAUGCAGUCCAGGGACUUUACAGUGUCUGCCAUGCACGGUGACAUGGACCAGAAAGAGAGAGACUUGAUCAUGAGGGAGUUCCGUUCCGGCUCUAGUCGAGUCCUCAUCACCACUGACCUGCUGGCUCGUGGUAUCGAUGUGCAGCAGGUAUCUCUAGUCAUAAACUACGACCUCCCGACCAACCGGGAGAACUACAUCCACAGGAUUGGACGUGGCGGUCGUUUUGGCCGAAAGGGUGUCGCCAUCAACUUGGUGACUGAGGACGACAAGCGCACCCUGCGGGACAUUGAGACCUUCUACAACACCACCAUCGAGGAGAUGCCCAUGAAUGUGGCUGAUCUUAUCUAAAAACAAACGUGUAUCAAUUUGCCCCUCCAUUUUUAAAAGCAAAAAAACAACAACAAAAAAAAACAGAUCAACUUCACUGUUUCUUUUUCUCAUGAAGAGCGCCCAAAUAAGGACGUUACAAUCCAAUCAGAUGUUUUGCUAAUUUGCAUUCAUGUUUUAACCCUGGUGGCUGUUUGUUUUUGCACACUGUCUUAGAAUUAUUACCAUCAUGAAGAGGAAGUGCUGCGUUGGACCACAACAGUGUUAAAACGUCAGUGUACAUAAAAGAAAAGAAAAAAAACAUUCUCAAAAAACAAAACAAAAAAAUCAUUGGGGACUUCAGAGUACACAAUAAAAAGACCUGUAUAGUUAA